Messenger RNA from Strongylocentrotus purpuratus (purple sea urchin), 4506 nucleotides. RefSeq names its product mitogen-activated protein kinase kinase kinase 2. Gene Ontology annotation, biological process: protein phosphorylation. Bases 597 to 2552 code for a protein of 651 amino acids. Gene Ontology annotation, molecular function: ATP binding; protein kinase activity; protein binding. The transcript is spliced from 17 exons. Lineage: Eukaryota; Metazoa; Echinodermata; Echinoidea; Camarodonta; Strongylocentrotidae. The record is from RefSeq and is a predicted model, not a curated record.
ACGAAAAUUGACAAUACCAUCGACCACUGACGUUUCUUGGAUCCGUCGACUAGGAGCUGAAAAUAGUGCUACUUACAUUGGAUUCUCACUUAAUGUAUAAUCAACAUAGCUCGAUGCCUUGCUGUUUGUCAUAGUAGAUAUAUAACACGUACUUUUGGAUCAUAGAUUCUGAGAAUCAUCUGCGAAAUUGAGUGGAAUAUCUUCAACUUGUAAGCGCAGUCGGCGCGAAGUUGAAGGGGUUGGGCAGCAGGAGCAGCUGAACCCGGUACUGUACGUUAAAACUCUACGUAAUUAUUGGAUGCUAUAAUCUAUACACAGAUCUAUGCGAGACGUCUCCGGACUGUGUUAUUGAAGUGCGACCUCAUUUCCUCAGCUCAAUCAAGAAGGAAACGCAGUGGAAUAUACCGUUUUCAGGAAUAUUAUUUAUAACACAGGAUGCUGUUAAAACUGUACCGGUGAUAGUCUGAUUGUGAAUCUGAGGCAAACACUAAUAGAGGUGUAUAGCAUUUCAUCUUGUUGGAUUAAUACCCAGGUUUAUAUCAUUCUACAUCUAGCUGUUUUUCUUCAUACCUUUGGCUAUGCGGUGAACCAUCAAAAUGGUGGAUCCAGCAGCCGACAGUAAUCAGGUGAUCAGUGAGAUCACUGAUAAUCUGAUAUCAUUGAGAGUACAAGGCAAUCGUAAUCGAGGAAGAGGAAGCUCAUCAUCACAUUCUACUGAGAUCCGAGUCAAGUUUGAAUUCAAUGGCGAGAAGAGAAUAUUACAAAUCCCAAGACCACUCAAGUAUGAUGACAUACUGCUCAAAGCAAGGACAACAUUUGGGCAGCCAGUGGAUAUGUUCCUCACAAACCAUAAUACUACAUUCUCGUUACUAAUUCCAAUACGUGAUCAGACGGAUCUAAAUCAUGCAGUAGAGAUCACUGACAAUAACCCAAAUGCUAAGAGCCUCAGGCUUCAUCUAGAACUCGCUACACCAGGUUCAUCUUCUAAUAAUAAUGGCAGCUCUAAGAGAGAUCUCUACGACACUGCAAUCCGAAGCAGUAGUACCAUACCUCAGUCCAAGCACACAUCACCGUCUCGAUCACAAUCAGUACCCCAAGACCAUCAUGUCCAUACCAGUCAUGAUACGACACACAAACGAUACUCAACGCAGGAGAUGCCUACUAGAGAUAAUGCUAACCCAUCUCCACCUCCUGGCUAUGUACCUGCUAAUGCCAUGGUUGAUAUGGGUCAUCAGUCAAGACUUCAGACAUUCGGGGAGGGCACUUUCAUUCCAGAACCGCCAGAGGAGAGAAUAAUGGUGAGCCCCAAUGGAAGCCAACAGUCACUAGAUAAACUCAGGAUGGGAAGUCAUUCAUUAGGAAGUGCCACAGGAAAAAUGUUCAAGUCACAGAGUUGUGCGAACCAUGACGACUUUGAAAAUUCUCAAGUAGGUCGUGGUAUGAUCAAAGGAGGAACCUUCCCUUCGCGGCAGAGUGUCAAGCCUUCCAGAAUAGAUACAGAAGAUGGUCGUAAAACAUUUCCAAGUAGAGGCAAGAGGCCACCGUUGGCAUCGAUGCACGACGACCAGCACUCGAUAUCAGACUCCCUGUCAUCACUAGGGAGAAGCAGUAGUAGCGGGAUCAGUCCAGACUAUGAUACAGAUAGUAGCAUUCCAAGACGCUGGACUGAAGGUGACCUGGAGGGUCUGGCUGGAGGUCAUCCCAAAUCAUUCAAUCUAGCUGAUAAUACAAGAUCGCCCAGAGCCCCGACUAAUUGGCAGAGAGGAAAGCUGUUAGGACAAGGAGCGUUUGGGGUUGUAUAUGUUUGCUAUGAUGCUGAUACAGGCAGGGAGUUAGCAGUCAAACAGGUUCCUACUGAGAAUAGCAAUACUGAUGCUAGAAAAGAGGUGCAAUCGCUGAAGCAAGAGAUUGAGUUAUUGCGGAACCUACAGCACCCUAGGAUAGUGCAAUACUUUGGAUGUCUUGAAGAGAAUGGAACACUGUCCAUCUUCAUGGAGUUCAUGUCAGGGGGAUCGGUAAAAGAUGAACUUCGACUCUACGGUCCAUUGACAGACACGGUGACACGGAAGUAUACAAGACAGAUCUUAGAAGGGACAGCUUAUCUUCAUGAUCAUCAUAUAGUACACAGAGAUAUCAAAGGUGCCAAUGUAUUGAGAUCGAGUGGUAACGUGAAGCUAGCAGACUUUGGUGCCUCUACCAGGUUACAGACUAUACAUAGUCAUAUCACAGGCAUGAAGACAGUGACUGGUACCCCAUACUGGAUGAGCCCUGAGAUCAUCAACGGAGAGGGGUAUGGAAGGAGAGCCGAUGUGUGGAGUAUCGGUUGUACUGUAGUUGAAAUGUUGACCACCAAACCCCCCUGGGCGGACUACGAAGCUAUGGCAGCCAUCUUUAAGAUUGCUACGAAGGAGACCGAGCCUGUACUUCCACAAAGUGUGUCUCAAGACGCAAGAAACUUUCUCACCCUCUGCUUCAAAAAAAUCCUGGCCGACCGGCCCUCGGCCGCUGAACUCUUACGGCACAAUUUUGUAAGGACUGCCCCCAUGGAUUGACAUAGAGGGCGCUGUAUAGAAACUGAAACGGUGAAGAAACACAUAGCGUGGACUAUUAGAGUGUUUAACGGUGUGUACUGUGUAUGGGGAAGCUGCAGCUAGAGAAGGAAGGUGAUGAGAAUGGCUCAGGAUAGCAAACCUACGCCAAGCCAAGCAUGAAUAGCCUGGCUUUCAGAUAUCCAUCGGUUGGUCGGAGCAGCUUUAUGAUAUCUAUCGGAGCAGCUUUAUGGUACUAAUCAAUCGCAAACAAGGAGGAAAACAAUGGCUGUCAUAGGACAAGGUGUCUGCCGGCAUACAGUCAAGCUUCAACCAUCAUUGUAAACACUGAUUAUCAACUCAACUAGUCGAUUGAUGUCAUCCCUAGAUUGUUAUCGUUCUUACUCUCCUUACCUUCAAUAUUUGAUAGUCAUCCUUUUAUCAUGUUAUGUAAACAGCAUUUCAUCUGAUGCAAGCUCUGAUGAGGAAUAGUGAAACCUGUCAUUAUUACAUCUUCUUUCAUUUGUGGAUAAAAUAACAUCUCCUUUUUUUCUUCUUUUGGGCUCAGUUUUGUUACUAACAUAUCUUAUGCUAUGGGGGGAAUAUGAAUAGAAUACUUGUAUACCUGUACUGAUAGUUAUUCACCCUGUGCUAUCUUAGCUUAUCAAAAAACUUCUAUAAAAGGCUUUGUUCGCUUAUUAAGUGGUAAACUGCUUCAAAAGAGCAAAACUGUUAUGAUUUUAUACAUAAAUAAAUAACAAGUCAAGUGGGGGCAAAAGAAAGAAAAAAGGUAACAAAUCCAGGGGAAAAUAAAGACAUGCAUAAUCACUAGACUGUGUGGAUUGAGAUUUGUAAUAUUCACCAUUCUUACUGGUAUUUCAUGUGAUGUUACUGUGACUUUAAAAAAAAAUGUAGUAUGCAUGUAUACUACAUCAUGUGUUUCAUUAAGUAGGAGGCAAAGUUUCAUCUAAAUACUAUUUAAAACUCUGAACUAAAUUAUCAUGACAGGGUUGAUGUGAACUCUUCAUUUACACAGUUUGAAAUAUUGUGAUGCAGUCUUAAGGUACAUUCUAAUGCUCACAUUAAUGACUUCCAUACAUCAUUACAUUCAUGUGAUGUUUAUGUAGGAAAGAUUACUUCGCACAACAUUUACCACAUAUUUUGAUCGAUUAGAAAAAUGGGAGAAUAUUCAUAAGACGUGUUGCCAGUGGUAUAUACAUGUUAUGAAGUUGAGGUGUGUCUCAUAAGUCAUUGCUCAGAAAACCAUUAAAUUGCUUUCUAUAUGCACUACCAUGCAUUCUGCCAUUUCAACGGAGUCACAAUGUACAAUGCAUAACAGCUUAGAAGCAAUCUUGAGCAAGAGUUUAUGAUGCAUGCAAAUGGCUGAUAAAACCUUAUAUCUUCUAACCUUUCUCUUCUAACCCAUAAAACUCUGUUCAAUAUGUCACAUACCAGCCCAAGGUACACAAAUAAUGAAUUUUUAGAGUAUGAAUAUUGUAGAAUGUUACACGAAGUAAUCUACACUGUUUAUAUGAUUUAAGGAUGAAAUUGAAAGGUGCAAAUAUAAGUUCAAUAAUAUAGAUUUAUUUUCAAUGCAUUAGAUCAUGCUGCAAAGGUUUUUACUUCUCUUUCUUCGUGUCUAUUUGUGAGGGAAUAACAUUAACUUGGCAUUAAAAUUGUGAAUGAAGUAGCAUAUAGCCUAUUAGGACACAUUGUUAUACAUAGAGCACAUUGUUAUUUUUUAUGCGCAUAGAACAAGGGUCUUAUAUCUCUCAAUAUGUGAUCGGAUAUAGUUGUGUGUGUGUCAAACUACUAUGAUACAUGUAUGUACAUUUUUGUACAUGUAUAUGUAUAUAACUGUGUAUGUGUAUAGAAUCCUGUACUAUACGUUUAUAUAUAGAUAUAACAAAUAUAUAUGCAUACACUUUAAACAAAAGUAUGAUUGAGUAUAACAUAUAACAUAUGUGCCUAUGUGCAU